CCGAAAUCCCUAGCAAAACCCUCGUCGGCUCCCAGUGCUCCGUGGCCGCCAUGGCGCUCUCCAAGCCCCUCUUCUCCCGCCUCCUCCCCCUCUCCCUCCGCGUCCCCAUCCGGCCUCAACACCGCCUCCUCUGCCUCGCCACCCCCACCGAUCUCCCGGAUGCCCCCACCGACGCCGCCGCCGAGCGCCGCCGCCGCAAGCGCCGCCUCCGCGUCGAGCCGCCGUCCUCCCGCGGGCCGGUCCCCCAGCGCACCCCCGGAGCGCCACGCCCGGGAUCCAACCGCAACGCCCUCAAGCUCCCCGAGCCCGCCUCGGUCCUCUCCGGCAAGCGCCUCGACCUCCACCACCGCAUCCUCACGCUCGUCCGGGAGAACGACCUCGACGAGGCCGCGCUCCUCACCCGCCACUCCAUCUACUCCAACUGCCGCCCCACCGUCUUCACCUGCAACGCCGUCCUCGCCGCGCUCCUCCGCCAGGCGCGCUACGCCGACUUCCUAUCCCUCCACCGCUUCGUCACCCAGGCCUCCGUCGCGCCCACCGUCGCCACCCACAACCUCUUCAUCCAGGCCUACUGCGACUGCCGUCGCCCCGAAACCGCGCUUGAGCACUUCCGUCUCCUGCUCAAGGACGAAUCCCCCGUCCUCCCCUCCCCCACCACGUACCGCAUCCUCGCCCGCUCCCUCGCUGAGAACGGCAAGCUCGACCUGGCGCUCGAGCUCAAGGACGGCAUGCUCGAGCGUGGCCUUAUCGCUCCCGACCCCCAGGUCUAUGCGUUCGUCAUGGGUGGUUUCGUGAACGCCGGGGAUGGUGACACCACCGUCUCACUGUAUGAGGAGCUUAAGGAGAAGCUUGGUGGCGGGCCAAUCCUUGACGGUGUGGUGUACGGGAACCUUAUGAAGGGAUACUUCCUAAAGGGCAUGGAGAAGGAGGCCAUGGAUUGCUACGCCGAGGUGCUUGGGGAGGGAUCCGUUGUGAGAUUUGGGGCUGUUAGCUACAACAUGGUGCUUGAUGCGCUGGGGAGGAAUGGGAAAUUGGAUGAUGCAGUCCUGCUGUUCGAUAGAAUGUGCAAGGAGCAUGACCCACCCAGGAAGAUUGCGGUGAACCUUGGUAGCUUUAAUGUGAUGGUUGAUGCCUAUUGUCGCGUGGAAAGGUUCCAGGAUGCAGUUGAGGUGUUUGGCAAAAUGGGUGAGAAGAGGUGCGCACCAGAUGCACUCUCCUACAAUAGUCUGAUUGACUGGCUGGGGAAGAAUGAACUUGUUGGUGAGGCAGAAGCGCUCUAUAAGGAGAUGGGAGAGCGUGGUAUUAACCCUGACGAAUACACCUAUGUCUUGCUCAUUGAGUCCUGCUUCAGGGUUGAUAAGGUGGAUGACGCUGUUGGUUACUUCAAUAAGAUGUUCGAUGUUGGUCUCAGGCCCAAUGCCAAUGCAUUUAACAAAGUUAUAGGUGGCUUGGUGAAGGUUGAUAGGAUUGAAGAGGCACAGGGGUUCUUUGAUCUGAUGCCUGAAAAGGAGGUCAAGCCAAACCUAGCUAGCUAUGAAUUGCUGUUGAGAGCAUACAUCAAUGUUGCAAAGUUGGAUGAUGCAGUUAAGAUGGCCAAGGGUAUUCUAUUGGAUGAGAGUGUUGUGUUUACUGAUGAACUGAAGGCACUUCUAGAGGACUCACUGGAGAAAGAGGGGAGAGAUGGGGAUAUGACAAAGUUGUAUGAAGAUGUUGAGAAAGAGAAAGCAGAGGCAGCAGCACGUGCAGCUGAAGAGAAGGCUAGAGCAGAGGCUCUUGCUAAAGAAGAAGAGGAGAAGAAGAAGGCUGAGGCAAAGGCUAAGGAGGAAUCGGCUGCCAGAGCCAGUCGAGCAGCUAUUGAUGCGGUGUUGGGUCGCAAUAGGCAAGGAGAAAAUGAUGAAACUUCUGACGGAAUAAAUGUUGAGGAAGCACAGGUUGUUGAAUCCCACAGUGACACUGUUGGCACUGUAGGAGAACAAAAUGAAGGUGACGACUCGAAGAAAGAGUCUGGUGAUGCAUCGUCACAGGUCAUAGCUUCAUCUUCUUGAGGUUCUUUGUUGUACCUCAGUAAUGAUUAGUUUCAGUUCAAUAGUACAAAAAAUGAUUGGAAGAGCUUCUACGAGAUAAUUAUGUCGAUGGUUUGAAUGGAAUUUACAUGUUAUGAGAGCUCCCACUGAUUGUAUGCUGGAAUCUUUAUGUACCACAUCUCUUAUUUUGGAGAUAGCACAACAAAUUUCUGUAUCUCUGUGAUCACUAAAUUUAUUAUGUCAUGAUCACAGACAAGAUAAAUUCUCCUUUUCACAAUCUUUAUUCCGCAAGUGUAAAGUGAU
Molecule: messenger RNA, 2327 nt
Organism: Lolium rigidum
Lineage: Eukaryota; Viridiplantae; Streptophyta; Magnoliopsida; Poales; Poaceae
Product: pentatricopeptide repeat-containing protein At3g49240, mitochondrial
Exons: 1
Coding region: 51-2045 (664 amino acids)
Cellular component (GO): chloroplast
Molecular function (GO): protein binding
Source: RefSeq, a predicted model, not a curated record